This is a messenger RNA of Elephantulus edwardii (Cape elephant shrew), 2979 nucleotides long. It is a transcript of the gene LVRN, whose product is annotated as aminopeptidase Q-like. The record is from RefSeq and is a predicted model, not a curated record. Gene Ontology annotation, molecular function: metalloaminopeptidase activity; zinc ion binding; peptide binding. The transcript has 20 exons. Gene Ontology annotation, cellular component: cytoplasm. NCBI's taxonomy places the organism in Eukaryota, Metazoa, Chordata, Mammalia, Macroscelidea, Macroscelididae. Gene Ontology annotation, biological process: proteolysis; peptide catabolic process. The coding region runs from base 1 to 2979 and encodes 992 amino acids.
AUGGGGCCCUCUACCAGCUCGGGCUUCUACGUGAGCCGCGCGGUGGCCGCGCUGCUGGCCGGGCUGACGGCCGCGCUUCUGCUGGCGCUGGGUGUGUUCGCUGCCCUGUACGGCCACUGCACGCGCGUUCAGUCCUCGGAGCCGUGCGGCCACGCGGUCAACUGCUCAGCGUCCUCUGCUCCCCGCCAGCCAGAGGAGAAGCCGCCGACCUCGACACCCGAACCUGCGCGCGAGCCGGCGGUGGCGUCCACUACAAGCACCCGGCGACCCCCGGGGCCCUGGGACCAGCUGCGCCUGCCGUCGUGGCUCGUGCCGCUGCACUACGAGCUGGAGCUGUGGCCUCGGCUGCAGCCUGGGGACCUCUCAGCGGAGUCACUGAGCUUCACUGGCCGCGUGAACAUCACUGUGCGUUGCGCUGUGUCCACGACGUGGCUGCUGCUGCACAGCCUUUUCCUGGACUGCGAGCACGCCGAGGUGCGCGGUCCCCUGUCUUUGGACGCUGAGAAUGCCACAGUGGAUCGCGUGCCGGUGAACGACGUAUGGUUUAUGCUAGACACAGAGUACAUGGUGUUGGAGCUCGGGGAGGCGCUGCAGCCCGGAAGCCGUUAUGAGCUGCAGCUCAGUUUCUCUGGCCAGGUGUACCAGGACACCAGGGAGGGGCUGUUCCUCAACGUCUACACUGAUCAGGGCGAGCGCAGGGCUCUUUUGGCAUCUCAAAUGGAGCCCACAUUUGCCAGGAUGGUUUUUCCUUGUUUUGACGAGCCAGCACUGAAGGCAACCUUUAAUAUUACAAUUAUUCAUCAUCCAAGUUACGUAGUCCUUUCCAACAUGCCAACACUGGGUCAGACUGAAAAAGAUGUGAAUGGAAAAAAAUGGACUGUUACGACCUUUUAUACCACACCUCGAAUGCCAACUUACUUGGUUGCAGUUGCUAUAUGUGAUUAUGACUAUGUGAACAGAACAGAAAGGGGCAAGGAGAUACGCAUCUGGGCCCGGAAAGAUGCCAUCACAAAUGGAAAUGCCGAUUUUGCCUUGAACAUCACGGGUCCCAUCUUCUCUUUUCUGGAAGAUUUAUUUAAUAUUAGUUAUCCUCUGCCAAAAACAGAUAUAAUUGCCUUGCCCGUUUUUGACAAUCGUGCAAUGGAGAAUUGGGGAUUACUGAUGUUUGAUGAGACAUCAUUAUUGCUGCAACCAAGUGAUCAACUGACCGAAAAGAAAACCCAGAUCUACUACACUGUCUCCCAUGAGAUUGGACAUCAGUGGUUUGGAAACUUGGUUACCAUGAAUUGGUGGAACAAUAUCUGGCUCAAUGAGGGUUUCGCAUCUUACUUUGAGUUUGGAGUAAUUAACUACAUCAAUCCUAGACUCCCAAAAAAUGAAAUCUUUUUUUCUAACAUUUUAAAUGGUGUCCUCAGAGAAGAUCAUGCCCUGGUGUCUAGAGCUGUGUCAAAGAAGGUGGAAAAUUUCACAGAAACAAGUGAAAUAAAUGAAAUAUUUGACUUAUUCACUUACAACAAGGGAGCAUCCAUGGCACGGAUGCUUGCCAGUUUCCUGAAUGAGAAUUUGUUUAUUGGAGCCUUGAAGUCAUAUUUGGAGACAUUUUCUUACUCAAAUGCUGAGCAAGAUGAUCUCUGGAGGCAUUUUCAAAUGGCCAUAGAUAAUCAGAGCAAAAUUCUUUUACCUGCAACAGUGAAAAGUAUAAUGGACAGCUGGACACACAAGAGUGGCUUUCCAGUUAUCACCUUAAAUGUAUCUACCGGCAUGAUGAAGCAGGAGCCAUUUUAUCUUGAAAAAAUUAAAAAUCAGACUCUUCUCACUCACAAUGACACAUGGAUUGUCCCUAUUCUUUGGAUAAAAAAUGGAACGGCACAACCGUUAGUCUGGCUUGAUAAGAGAAGCAAGGUAUUCCCUGAAAUGCAAAGUUCAGAUUCUGACCAUGGUUGGGUGAUUUUAAAUUUGAAUAUGACUGGAUAUUAUCGAGUUAAUUAUGAUAAAUUAGGUUGGAAGAAAUUAAAUCAGCAGCUUGAAAAGGAUCCUAAGGCUAUUCCUGUUAUUCACAGACUGCAGUUGAUUGAUGAUGCUUUUUCCUUAUCUAAAAACAAUUACAUUGAGAUUGAAACAGCACUUGAUUUAACCAAGUACCUUGCUGAAGAAGAUGAAAUCAUAGUAUGGCAUGCAGUCUUGGCAAACCUGAUAACCAGGGAUCUUGUUUCUGAUGUGAACAACUAUCGUUUAUACCCAUUAUUGAAGAAAUAUCUGUUAAAGAGACUUAACUCAAUAUGGAAUACUUACGCAACCAUCAUUCGUGAAAAUAUAGCAGCACUAGAAGAUGAUUAUUUAGCUAUAUUAUCACUGGAAACACUCUUUGGAACUGCAUGUUGGUUGGGCCUUGAAGACUGUUUGCAGUUGUCAAGAGAACUCUUCAGAAAAUGGAUGCAUAAUCCAGAGAAUGAAAUACCUUACCCAAUUAAAAAUGAGAUCUUAUGCUAUGGCAUUGCCUUGGGAAAUGAUAAAGAAUGGGAGUUUUUGUUCAAGAUCUACACUAAUAUAACAAAUGAAGAUGAAAGGUUUCAACUUGCUUAUGCUCUGGGCUGCAGUAAAGAGCCGUGGAUACUUCGGAGAUAUAUGGAAUAUGCCAUUACUGCAUCACCAUUCAAUUUUAAUGAAACAAAUAUAAUUGAAGUUGUGGCAGCAUCAUCUGAAGUCGGUCGGUACAUUGCAAAGGACUUUUUAGUUAAUAACUGGCAAGCUGUGAGUGAAAGGUAUGGAACACAAUCAUUGGUUACUCUAGCAUAUAUUAUAGGAAGUUCCAUGAGCACAGAUUUGCAGAUCACAGAGUUGCAGCAGCUUUUCAGCAACAUGUUGGAGGAGCACCAGAAGAUCACAGUUCACGCCAAACUACAGAUGAUAAAGAAUGAGAAUCUCAAAAUAAAAAAGCGGAGCGCCAUGCUAGCUGAGUGGCUGCAGAAGAACACAUAG